Penicillium samsonianum is the source of this 2390-nucleotide messenger RNA. Its product is annotated as potassium channel family protein. Bases 300 to 2390 code for a protein of 696 amino acids. Lineage: Eukaryota; Fungi; Ascomycota; Eurotiomycetes; Eurotiales; Aspergillaceae. The transcript is spliced from 3 exons. Gene Ontology annotation, molecular function: potassium ion leak channel activity. Gene Ontology annotation, biological process: potassium ion transmembrane transport; stabilization of membrane potential. Gene Ontology annotation, cellular component: membrane. The record is from RefSeq and is a predicted model, not a curated record.
CUCGAAUUAAGAGGACUGAGCUAUUAUUCGAGUCGACUCUCUGCAGAGACUUGUGAGUCGACAACCAUCAAAACUCGUACCCGUCUUCUCCACUGUCCUGAUGCAAUCUCACCCUACCAGGGACAGAUGAGGAUGCGGUCCUUGAAGUUCUCCUUAUCUCAAACAUCUGGUUCCUGAUAAGCGAUCUGGUUUCGGGAUAUCUGAACAUCUUAGCCUCAGACCUCCAAGGCUCAUUCGACUUGCGACUGCCCCCAAUAUGGGCACAUGGUCAUGCUAGAUAAACAUAUACGACAGUUGUAAUGCCCACAGACGACGAGUCUGGUAGGCUGUCCCCGUGGGAAUGGAUUCGGGAUCAGUUUCAUAUGAGACCACCUGAGGAUGACGAGCCACAGUCGUGGUGGAUUGCAUCGACAGCCAUCCCGCUAGUUGCUGCUACAGCGGGACCACUCGCCAAUGUCAUGUCAAUCGUUGCGCUGGUUAUGCCAUGGCGAAGCAAAAUUCUUCCAGGAAACAAUAGCGCUGCUGGAACCUCCAAUCAAGAAGGAUAUGCAGACCCUCAUUGGGCCACUGUCCUAAAUGCCAUUUCGCUUUUCUGCGGAAUCGUGGGCAACGCAUUUUUACUGGUUAAUUUCACUCAGAUCGUACGCUACAUUAUAGCUUUGCCCGUGACGAUCAUUUUGUGGUUCAUGGCCGCGGGAAUCCUCUCUGGAAUUACCAUAGCCACAGAGAUCUAUGCUCCUCCGGUAGGCAUUGAUAGGAUCUACUCUCAGGCUUACUGGAGUGCUAUCAUUGCGGCAAUCCUCUACUUUGUCUUGAGCGUCAUCUUGAUGAUCAACAUGCUAGGCUAUUUCCUGGGUAAAUACCCGCAACAUUUUUCGCUGACGGACGAGCAACGAACCUUGAUCCUACAAAUGACUGCAUUGAUGGUUUGGCUGUUGAUUGGCUCAGCUAUUUUUCAAAAAGUAAUCGGAAUCUCUUUCGCCGAUGCAUUGUACUUCUGCGACGUCACCGUUCUUACAUUAGGAUAUGGCAACAUAAUUCCCGUCAGUGCCGUCGGUCGAGGUCUUGUUUGGCCAUAUGCGGUCAUUGGAAUUAUCAUUCUCGGACUGGUUGUGCAAAGCAUCUAUAAAUUCGCUCACGAGGUUCACUACGACAAUGUCAUUCGGAAACACAUUGAACAGAAACGGCAAUCCACCUUCGACCGAUCAGUCAGUUUUCAGGAGCUCCAAUCUUCUCAAGAGAAACGCCUGACUAGUGGAGAAGCUAUCACCCCUCCGGCUCUCACCCGCCAAAAGUCCAGGACUCAUCGGCAGAAUCGGCCAAUUCGCAACAGCAUCAACGCCCUUGCCACGGCUCGCCGACCCAGGAUCCUUAUCAUGCGUGAAGAAAAGGACCGAUUUGAUGCUAUGCGCCGUAUCCAGGCCAAUACCAUGCGCUUCCGUCGCUGGAACAAUUUGAUCAUCAGCAUCGUUGCUUUCGGAAUUGUGUGGUCUUGCGGAGCAGUGGUGUUUUGGCAAUUAGAAGCCAUGACCUACUUCGAAUCACUUUAUUUUUGCUUCACCUCCCUUCUAACCCUCGGCUACGGUGAUUUCACACCAAAUUCGAAUGCAGGAAGACCAUUCUUUGUGGUAUGGUCUCUAAUCGCCAUCCCAACCAUGACCAUGCUCAUUUCCGAGAUGAGCGAAACAAUCGUCGCCAGCUUCAAGCGCGCCACUGAAGUAGUCGCCGAUUACUUCGUACUUCCUCAAUCUAGUGCCUACAAGACAUGCUUGGGUCGGAUUCCCGUCUUUGCCCAGUUUAUACUGUCUCGCCAAAAACAAAAGCGGCAAGAGGGCGGUUUCCCACUUGAGGGGGCUGAUGAAUCCGGCACUGGGGAAAGAGCGGACCCCGAGAGGUCUAGUCAACCUAGACCGCAAAUACAUGAUUUAGCCAUGUCUCAUCCGCACCGAUCCCUCGAGGAACUUGUCCGCGAUCCGACCCCAAUUGAGCUUGCUCAGCAACUUGCCUUCGCUAUUCGCCGCACCUCGAAACAGAUACGGGAAGGAAAGCGAAGACAAUACUCCUACGAAGAAUGGGUCGAGUUCACCCGGCUCAUUCAGUUCACUGACCCGCGAUCUCGGCCACCAUCAUCACAGAGAAACCAGCCGGAAAAUGACAAUGGCCUUUCUAAUAAUGAAGACGAAUAUGGACUUCUUAAUUGGGAUUGGAUCGGUGAGAGCAGUCCCAUGCUGGCAAAACAAACAGAGCCCGAGUGGGUUCUAGAUCGGUUGUGUGAAAGCUUGAUUCGGUACGUGUCGACUCAAGAGGAGAGUCGGGCUGUGGGGGGUGGUGCCGAUUCGGCGGAGGAGCCAACUCUGAGGAAAGAGAGGGAUAUUGGGCUGGAUGAAUGA